GGCUCAAUAAGUGCCUGGACCCUCGCUCACUGGAGGCAAGAUGGCGGAGUCUAACGAGUGCUUUAAUAUUGGCAGCACAGUAACUUGCAAAACGUGCUUUAAUGAAGACCUGCAGGGCGAAGUAUUAGCCUUUGAUCCGCACGUGAAGCUCCUAACGUUGAAAUCCCCCUCCAGCAAUGGCCGUUCAGCGACAUAUGAUAUUCACAUGGUAAAUCUCAGCUAUGUGUCACAAGUCACAGUAAUGAGAGAAGCUGCUGGUUCACCUUUACCUUCACUGCCAUCUUUAAACCUUAGUAAGAUAUCUGGGAAAGCUGUACAUCUCAGCAUGGGCAGGUCCCCAUCCAUGCCAAGUAAUCGGGCAAAGAAAAGUAUAGAUGAAAAACAACGAUUAAUUGAAGCAAUGCAGUCAGGCGUGUCUCCCAUCGGCCAGAAGCUGUUCCUUCACAUUCGUAAAACGAUGGAAGAAGUCAAGUGGGCUGGAGUGAGCAUUUUGGUUAUGGGUCAGGUGAUCAUCUCUCCCCCAUACCAGAUUGAGAAUGUCAAGGAGCAGAAGGAAGGCAAGGAAUCCAACUCAAAGACUCUUCCUUACGUCAAGAAACUUGUGGACAAAUUUCAUCAGGAUCAACAGAGCCUGUCCCUUAAUAAUGGAACAAGUGCAACUCCUGUUGUAGCUGAGGUGCAGCCAGUAUCACAGUAAAGAAGUUAGACAACCAAGGCAUGUACAACACCAUGGUGGGGAGAAGGGGCCCUCUCCCAGGUGAAUGUGCUCUAUAUUUUAAUAAGUAUAUAGUGCAGGCCACUUAUGAAGGUCAUGUGUGUGUGAGCAAAUCACUGUGUGACUGGUGGUCAUGACAUGUCAAGAGUGAAAGUUGAAUAUGUGCAAUUUAGUUUCUUUUUCACCUGAAGUUCAGUUUCCUAUACUUUAUUAUUUUUUUCUUUUGAACCACAAAGAUUUUCUUUCAGGCUUUAUGCUUGAAGAUCUGUUGUGAAUAUUUUGAAAAUACUUUGAGCAUUAUAUUUUAUAUGAAUACAAAACUUUUAUAACUACCUGAAAGAUUCCUAUGCCUGGAUUGCCAAGAAAGAAUGCCAUACAUCCUACAUACAAAGUUGAACAAUAAAAGCUGCAUUUAAGAAUGUUAGGUAGGUGGCAGCAAAGCAUCUUAAAUAUUGGAAUCCUUUUCAUCUUAACUUGUUAUGAGCAUAGUUCACAAAACAUUACCAUAAAUACUGAAAAAAAAAGUGAAUCUCUAGUUUUGUAUUUGACCACAAAUUAAGUGAGACCUGGCCCUCACCAGUGGGUUGGCAUAAACAAGAUCCUAAGUUUUCUCUUUGUAUAUAUAUUUUUAUUUUUUAUUUAUUUUUUCAUUAUAAUUAUCAAAGUGAAGCCAGUCAUGUUAAAUAUGUAAAUAAAUUAUUGUUAAAUGCCACAUGAAUCUACAGUUCCAUAUUUUUUGACUUAUCUCCUGAAAUAGUUUUACAUAUGUGCAGCUAAUAAUAGGACAAAAGCAAUAGCACUCUCCUUAUGCAGGCAAGUCAUAAAUUGAUGAAAGGUGUUUAGUGAGACAGAUUGAUCCUUUACAAAUGACUAACAUUCAGGAUGUUAAUUGGUUAUUCAUAACUUUUAUUUAGAAAUAACAAAUUGCAUUUCCUUCUCCUAUUUAAAUUUUUUGUGUUAGGUAACAUGGUUAUCUAUUUCUGAUGCUAUUUUCUUAUACCUUGUACUUUCCAAGAAUCCUAAACUCCUGGGAAAUGUAUUUGCAUCAUUUUCUAUACUGUAUCAUAUUUUUUAUACAAGUGGUAAUGUGUUUGUUAUCUUUAAGCAAUCUUCCAGGAAAUGCAAAGUUCCAUGUGGCAUGUAUUUUCUUAAACUGAUAGACAUGCAAUUCGACAAAAAAUGAAGACUAUCCCUUUUUAUACAGACAGCUGAAGUGACAUUUUGUACUUCUGUCCUCCCAGCUUGAUUUGACUUCAUUCUUUUAACAAGUAGAGUGAAUUCUGUAAAUGCAGCAGACAUUUCAGUUGAGCUCUGAAUUAGUCAUGUGAAUUUGGUAUAUAUAAUGUAUCAUACAUCAUUACAGUAAGUGGAGAAUGUGUGACAUCAUCCUUCUUAUCUGGCACUUAUUAAUGUGUCCUGUACCAAAGAACUGUGAAAAUGCAUGAUUGUUGUUUUUCCCCAUUCACUUGAUUUGUUCCUUGUGUGGAUAUGAUGGAUUAGCAAAUUGAAGUACUGGACCCUACUAGCCUCUCUAAUGCCUUUCCCUCUAGAACACCAUCUUGUUGCCAAGUGACACCUACCUGCACUUUUCUGUACCAUCUUGCAUUAGAUAAAUUUCUUCAAGUUAAUAUACUCCAUUUACCUGGAAGCAGUCAAGGUAAUGGGAGAGCUAUAUGAGGGUUUUGUCAGGGAGGGGUGAUGGUAGUUAUUAGUAAGAGUGCAAAGCUCAGGACUGGGAGAAGCAAGAAAUCAGCGUGAAAUUCAAGAGCUGAAAUGACUAUGUUCAAGGUUUGGUGCUCAUGAGCCAUGUAGUAACAACUAUGAGGUUAAAAAUUUGUUUUGACAUUGUUAGCAAAAAAAAAAAUUUAAUAACUAUCACUGUCAUUAGCUGCAAUACAAUUAUACUGCCUUUUUUUGUGUUCAUGUAAUCUUUCUUGACAAUCUGAUAUUCACCAUAAUAUUUUUGUACUUACAAGUGCACCUGUGAGGAUGAAAGCUGGAACUGUCUGUCAACACUAAGGCCUUAACUCACAGGCAUUGGGUUCUCUGGUGCUGCAAAUAAAAAAAAUGAAUAAAUAAAAGAACUAAGAACCAUUCUGUCAUUGUUAGAGAUAAUUUGUUAUAUCUUUUUAUUUGUAAAUAUUCUUCAUCUAUAUUAACUUAUUUUCUAUAUUCCUGCAUCAAGACCUGAUAACAGAAUUGAUUCAUCCCAGCUACUCUGGCAUGAUUCACAAUUGCUUUCCAUUUAGACGUAUUAUGUGCACACAUUCUUGCUUGGUUCUCAAACAGUGCUAAGAUUUUUUCAUAUAAUAACAGCAGCAAAAAAUUCUUACUUCUUACUUCCAUUUUUCCAGGAUCACUCAUAUAUGUUCACUUUACUUACAUCUUUCUUUUUUACUUUGUGUGCAAGAUCAGUGAAGUGUGAGCCUGAUAGUCCCAUGACUAGUGCUGCACAAAGAAAAUUUUAGCAGCUCUGCUUAAUGAUCAGUGUUACACAAAACUCUUCUGGCUCAACCUUGAUUCUGUCUGGGCAUAACUGAUGUGAUUCACAAAAUAUCUUUGCAUAUGCAGAAUGGGAAAAUCAUAUAAGUGAAAGUGGGCUACAACUUACUGUGAAAAUCUAUAUGAAUCAGGCAUCCAACCAACCAUAAUGGAUUGGCUGCUGACAGUGGAUUAGGAGGAUUAUGGAGGCUUAUGUUGAUACUCAUCAUGAAUUAAUCCUGAUGGUAUAAUUAUUAAAGACAGCAGGGCAGAGGAUUUGGAGAGAUGAGAGUAAAUUCUGUUGGGGUGGCUUGUUGAUAGUAAUUACUUCAAAUGUAAAGAAAAAACUGUACCUUUAAACUUUCUUGGGGUUCACAGAUAGCUGCCCUUUAAGCAACAUACAUACCUUCAGAAAUGUGUAGUUCAGCAAGGAAUUUUGGUGCCAUAAAUUACAACUGAUGUCAAGUGUUAGGUAUCCAAGUACCUUUACCAUCUUCUCUCCUUUGUCACACGUUCUUCCUGCUCCUGUAAUGAAAAUCAUAUCUGAAAAUUUACUGAUGAGACAUUUUUUAAAGAAUAAGAAAUUUCAAAGUAUGGGAGAGUAUAUUAGCUUUAUUUUGAAUAUGAUGAAUUACAAAAGAAGAAAGCCUUAUUGUAAUUUUCAUUUCAUUUUAAAAUUUGAAAAGACAAUAUUUAUUUACUUAGGCUAUCAUUUUUUUUACUACAAAAUAUUUAAAGUCUAUCAUUUUGUAGUAAGAAAAAUGAUAAAGUCUUCUCUUUAUUGGCAUGUGUUAAUAAUGAAUUGAUCUGAUUUUCAACAUAAUUUUUAUUACUACAAAAUGUUUAAAGUCUUCUCUUUAUUGGCAUGUGUUAAUAAUUAAUUUGAUCUGAUUUUCAACAUAAGUGUUAUUGGAGUUAAGUGAGGAAGUUAGAGUUUGUUAGCCAUGAAUUAUAUAACAAUGGUCUGAAUCCUGGGUUUCAUCUGACCAGUUUUAUAACAUCAGGAUUAUUUGUAAUUUAGUUCUUCAGUCUGGAAAUGCAUUGUCAAAGCUGUUGAAACUAAUUUACUAUUUUUAGAUGAAUGAUGUUACAGGAAGUGUUUUUGUAUAAGACAAUGAAAUUGAGAAUAAUGUUCUUACCAGUGCAUGAAAUAUUUAAGAGACUAUGAGACCUCCAACCACUGGUCUGUUGCAGCUGCAAAGUUCCAGCAUAACUAAAAGCAGCUAAAACAGCAGCAUAAGAUUCAGUAAAGAAGAAAAUCAUCAUUCAAAUUUCACGCACCAUUGUGUUGGCUACGUUGUCAGGAAAUAAAUGAAAAUAUAUUUUCCAUAUAAAAAAUACUUUGUGAGAAUUAAAUUAAAUUAUCACACAGCCUUUUAAAAAACUUGGUUGAGGAAAGAGGGCAUUUUAUAGAAUAUGCUAAAUUAUUGGGGGGAGGGUUACAGUAAAAAAGAAACAAUCUAAAGGAUAAAGAAGUGGCAUCAAAUAAUUUUGUCAAGUACCUGAAUUUUAUUGAUUCGUACAUUACUUGGUACCAUUAUUUUUUAUUUUUCAUAUGUUGUUGUUGUUAACUGCACAAUAAAGACACUUAAAGAUGGUUAAUCUUAGGUUACUUGGACAAUACUGAAAGAAUUACCUAUGUAUGGCAAACUAGGUAUAUAGUGUUUCUAUAUUUCACAUUAAGUAAAAUUUAUAUUGUUUGGGACAUGUAUGUAUUUUCACUGUUAAGAAAUGAUACUGAAAACUGUAUUGAAUAAUUAAUAAUUGUUAAUAGAUUACUAUCAUCAACUGAUUUAUGGAGGUUUUUCUGUUUAAAGUGUGUAAAAGUAGACCAAAGAAUUUAACAUUAUAGUGUGUUGCCUUUUAUAAUUCUUGCACAUGAUGCAGUGGAAGAUCUUUAAUUUCAAUAAAUAUUCAGAUAGAAUGUAACAGCAAAAAGAUGUCCUAACAUGAAAAUGAGGUACCUAUCAAAAGACAGUAGUGAUAUGUAAUGCAACAAAGUAAAGCAGCUUCAAGGUUUGGAUGGGACUUUGAUGCAGUACACUUCAAAUUACCAAAAUAUUUUAAUUUCAAAAUAUUGCAGAAUUCCGGCUUUCCAUACCAAAAACUGACUUCACAGUGUGUUUCCUAUAUAUAAUUUGUAUUUUAUUUCUGUUUUAUCAUGCACUUACAAGGUGGGAUCUUGAAGAAUACUUUCCUAAACCAUUCUGAUGUAUAGAAUUCCCUUGGAAGAUAAUACCCUGCUCUUUUAUUUUGUCCCUUUUAGUCAGUCUGUACAACAGGUAUUAGUCAGUCUCAACAACAGGUAGGGAAUACAAGGACAAUAUAAGAACUUCACACCUCAGUGACUUCCUAAAAUGAGCGAGUGUUAACAUGUAAUUGUUUUUGUACCAAAUAAAUCAUUGAUGCCACUUCAACCAUCGUAGUAAUAAUAAAUGGCAAUAAACAAAUACAGAUUGACUUAAAUAUAUGCAUACUGAAAAAUCCAAGUACUACAUAUACGCAGUGAUGUAUUAGUUUAAGAAUUUAUGAGAGGAAGCUAAACCCAGUAUGAAAAAAGAAUUAAUACUUGUCUUACUGUGCUAUUUGUUCUUGAAUUUACAGUUACAUAUGUUGAUGAGAUAAACAAUUUUUAGGCACUUGCUGGGACCAACAUACUGGCUGGCAGAAAAGUACAACUACAACCUGUGUCAUUGCAGCAUUAUGGAAAUUAUGCAUCAGCUACCCAAGACCCCUCUUCCAACCCGUUUUCUUGUUUUGAGGAAAAUUUUAGUAAUGACUGAAAUGGGAUUUCACUUGAUAGAGAGAAUGUCGUGAGGCUGAAGUUAUCAAGAUGACAAAAAUUAGCUGGCAUAUGUGAAAACUUUUAUUAUGAAAUAGAAGAAAAGAGAAGUGUUAAAGAUCGAAGGACACUGAAGCACUCAGGCUUAGUAUACAGAUUACACAGUAGAUGCUCUUUGGUUUAUGCUCUACUGUAUAAUUAGGAGCCCUAGGCCGGGUGAUUCUUUUAUAGAAGUUUGUGCAGGAGAGAUGGAGAAAGUUUAUGUUGCUGAUCCUUUUUCUAUUAUGAAAAGUGUGACUGCAAGGAGAGGAUAAACAGGAAAGCUAUGCAUCUUACUGUUGUAAUUAUUUAUGAUUGUUUCAUAUUGAGUAUAAGACUUUGUUUUCUUAUUGAAUAUAAAUUUUUUAUAGAAGUCAAUUGAGACCAUAUAGAUAUUUAAAAAAAAAAUUUAAAUGAUGCUAAUUUAGUAAAAUGUGGAUCAUAUGUAAUUUAUGACCUGUAAAAACUGUCAAUAAAGACAAAUAUAGAA
This is a messenger RNA of Scylla paramamosain (green mud crab), 6507 nucleotides long. Its product is annotated as protein LSM12-like. NCBI's taxonomy places the organism in Eukaryota, Metazoa, Arthropoda, Malacostraca, Decapoda, Portunidae. Gene Ontology annotation, molecular function: RNA binding. The transcript has 6 exons. The coding region runs from base 41 to 697 and encodes 218 amino acids. The record is from RefSeq and is a predicted model, not a curated record.